AAGUAAACAGGUCAAUCCGUCAAAAUGAAUGUCGAAACGAGCCGCAAUUUGGAGCCGCCCGCACCACCUCGCCGCGUGCAGCGGCGUGGGUUUCUGUGUCGCUGGUACGCCAUCUGUGCCAUAUGGGUGUGCCUGAUACUCACCUACCAGUACACGCGACGGAAGCCGAAGUCGGCCGCUGCGCCGGGGGAAAAAGAGGUCCGACUACGGUUGCGGAAACAUAA
Messenger RNA from Amoebophrya sp. A120, 224 nucleotides. The record is from the annotation of a GenBank genome assembly. Lineage: Eukaryota; Dinophyceae; Syndiniales; Amoebophryaceae.